Molecule: messenger RNA, 2108 nt
Organism: Rhopilema esculentum
Lineage: Eukaryota; Metazoa; Cnidaria; Scyphozoa; Rhizostomeae; Rhizostomatidae
Biological process (GO): DNA synthesis involved in UV-damage excision repair; DNA replication; DNA strand elongation involved in DNA replication
Cellular component (GO): nucleus; delta DNA polymerase complex
Molecular function (GO): DNA-directed DNA polymerase activity
Source: RefSeq, a predicted model, not a curated record
CGAAACUGUUGCAAACUCCCUAAAAGUAAACAGGGAAGUUACCCCUCCCCUCACAAUGAUCACCUCUAUCAUGGAGAGCUUUACUUAUGUUUUCUAAUUCACAGUUAGAUUACUCAACAUAUUCGUCAUUAUUUCCACCGAACUUUGCAAUUUCUUGCUGUGGAGCAUCACAGCAAAGCGAGGCUGAUCGUGCGAGUUUACUUUCAUUUCUGGCGGGAAAAGAUGGCGGACCAAGACGAUCUGUAUCUAGAAAACUUGGAUGAAUACGUGAAUGAUGAAAAUAAAAUCGUUACAUACAAAGGACUUUCAAACCUGCUCAAGGUUCCAGCCAACAAAUCCAAAAAAAUGCUUCAGAAUUUUGUUGACCAACAGUCAUCAAAAGGAGUUCAACUAAAUAUAACCUUUCUUGUUGGUGGGAAACUUGCAGAUUCAGGAAAGGGAUACAAGUUUUUAAUAGCAACAAAAGACAACUUAGAUGAUUUGAAAAAAACAUUUAGUCAAGUAACUUGCUGCCAUAUUUACAGUGUACAAAAAGCACAACUCAAGAAUUUUGAAGUUUUACAUGGUACUGACCAUGACGUUGUGAAAGAGUCUCUUUUUGAGCUGCAUAACUGGAGCCGUAUUUAUUGCCCAGAAGCCAAACAAAAUGAUGCAGCAUUGCGAAGGAGACAAACAAUGCAAGUGGAAAAUAAUUUACCAAAUGGAGUGCAUGGUUGCUCUAAAAAAACACCAGAGGUUGCUGCUAAAGAGGUUUCGUCAAAACAAUCGGCAGUUCCAGCCAGGAAGCAAGUCUCAAGUGCUUCAUUCUUUGGAGCAAAUAGCCAAAGGCAGAGAACUGAAAACUCCUCUGACCAAAGGACUCAAGAAAGCGAUAAUAAAGGGGCCAAAAUCGAUCAAAAAGUGAAGAAGGAUGUUUCAUUUUUUGGAAAAUCUGCUCAAGCUCCAAACAAGUCUAAUUAUGCGAAAGAAGAAAAGGGGAAAGAUCAGAAAUCGGAAAGGUCACAAAAGUCUUCGAAAAGCGAUGACACACAUGGAAAGUUUUCAGAGAAGGAAGAACACGCGAGAUUGAAUAAAGAGAUCAAGAAAAAGAAAAAAGGAGAAAAGGAGGCAAAAUCCAAAGGGAGCGAAGAUUCCCCUGGAAAUGAAAAAACCACGAAGAAGGACAAGGAGCUCAAAGAAAGAGAAGAUGAACCAAAUGCCAAAGAAGAGGAAACUGAGAUCCAGGAGAGCGAUUCUGAUGAUGACUUUGAGUCUUUCAUUAAAGUUUCAAAAGGAGGAGAAGAACAUGAUAGGCCGGAAAAGAAGAAACCAAAGAACUCCAACAGGGGAGAAAAGCGAAAGAAAGAGCAAGUAUUGGAGUUUGAGGAAAGCAGUUCUACACAAAAAUCAAAGAAAGCUAAGAAGCAACCGAAAGAUGAAGAAGCAAGUAAACAGCCAACUAAGAAAGAAUCUUCUCAGAAAGUCGAAGACGUCAUAAAAGAAGAACGAGGGGAAAAUAACAGUGGAGGAUCAGAAAUUGCUCCGUCGGAUCCUGAUGCUCCAGAGGAGGCUAAACCACACGAGAAACGACGAAUCAGAAGAAAAGUGUUGAAAUCAAAAACUUUUAUGAACGACGAAGGAUAUAUGGUGACAGAAAAAGUUUACGAGUCAGAGUCUGCUUCCGAGGAGAGUGACACAGAAACGACGUCGAAAGCAAAGACGACGUUCAAAAACGAUGCUCUUCAUAAAAAGCCGAGAGAAAUCACUGCAGAAAACAAGAAAUUCAAAGCUCAAGCCUCAAAAAACAAGAAUCAAAGCUCGCUUAUGAGUUUCUUCAAAAAGAAGUGAUGAUAGAAAAGGGCUGGUGAAUUGUGAUGUCUGAAUAUCACUGUAGUAGCAACAGCAGCAACAAAAGUUUAACGACAACUUGAGUUUUGAUUACCGCAACAGCAACAAGCAUGACCGCUCAGUGGUAAACAUGGCAACCUUUGAAUAUCACAAAUGGAAAAACGAAUUUCAUUUGAAAUCUUAUAUAGAUAUACUCACCAUUUGUCGUGGAUAAAAAUUGUCAUAAAGGGUAUUUCCUUUUACGAUUUAAAUUAUCCUUGAAUUAUUUGGUUUUGAAUCGC